Oikopleura dioica is the source of this 510-nucleotide messenger RNA. The record is from the annotation of a GenBank genome assembly. Lineage: Eukaryota; Metazoa; Chordata; Appendicularia; Copelata; Oikopleuridae.
AUGGCAGAAAACAAUAAAAAUCCAGAAAGCUUCAAAGCCCGCGCGGCUAGACGCAGCUCCAUGUUUCAACCAGAGAUGAAGCAACGGACGGCGUCAAUUUUCUCGUACUCAAACGAUGGAAGCCAAACUGGGUUCAAAGCUGUCGCCCUUGGCCCGAAAUACAUGAACACAUACAAAAUGUCUCCAGAUCGAAAAGCAGUUAUGCGAGAAGUAAGAGCUGUGCUAGAGAAGUCCAUAAGAGCAAACUUUGCUGGACAGAAAUUCCAGUCGGCUUCUGACGAAGAAAUCAUCAAAUGCAGCAACGACGAAAUUCACUUGCGCUUGAAGGGCAUCGUGCCCAAGCGAUACCGUUUUAUCGUUUCAAUGGGAUUGAUUGAAAUCGCCGACCAAGACGUCUCCGUCGCCUCCCGAAUGCUCUCCAACACAGAACACGACUCCUUCGUCGAAUUCAACUUGAAAGAAGCGGACUUUGCUGUGACCGCCACCGUUUUCUUGAUUUACUUAGAAUAA